Monopterus albus (swamp eel) is the source of this 4704-nucleotide messenger RNA. It is a transcript of the gene hephl1b, whose product is annotated as hephaestin-like 1b. Gene Ontology annotation, cellular component: plasma membrane. Bases 225 to 3548 code for a protein of 1107 amino acids. The record is from RefSeq and is a predicted model, not a curated record. The transcript is spliced from 20 exons. Gene Ontology annotation, molecular function: copper ion binding; ferroxidase activity. Lineage: Eukaryota; Metazoa; Chordata; Actinopteri; Synbranchiformes; Synbranchidae. Gene Ontology annotation, biological process: iron ion transport.
ACGCGCCUGAUGGCACAGGAGGCGGUCACACCGUCGCUGCUCUCUGGCUGAAUAGGUCAACUGUUUUCCUUUGCGAUGCCAGAAGUGCUGCAGCACCAACACACAGUGUAGGCUACUGUUCAUAGUGCUUGCAUGGACCGGUUAAUUGGUUUUUCUUAUUGAUUCUCUUGAACCAAAACGCGCUUAACACGCUGCCUUACGUCUAGCGAAGUGAUCGCCUGACCAUGGCAGGAACUUUGGGGCUGUUUACGACUUGUUUGUUGUUUUUUCUCCUCUCCGGUGCGGCAGGGAAGCCCGCCAGGACGAGAGUUUACUAUGUGGGGAUUAUUGAGGACUUGUGGGAUUAUGCGCCAAGCGGAAAAAACCUUAUCAGCGGCAAAGACAUCCAAAAUGAUGACCAAGCAUCUGAAUUUCUGCAAAAUCGACCCGACCGUAUUGGCAGCAUUUAUAAGAAGGCUAUGUUCAGACAGUACACAGAUGCUUCAUACAGUCAUUUUGCUCCCCGACCUGACUGGCUGGGCUUCCUGGGGCCCAUACUGCGAGCUGAGGUCAAUGACAUUCUUGUGGUCCACCUGAAGAACUUUGCGACCAGGAACUACUCAAUGCAUCCCCAUGGAGUUUUCUAUGAGAAGAAUUCAGAGGGGGCUCUAUAUCCAGAUGGGACAUCAGGCAUUUUGAAAAAAGACGACUCCGUUCCUCCGGGAGGCAGCUACACCUACCGCUGGGAGGUCCGACCAGAAUUUGCCCCAACAGAUGAUGAUGCCAGCUGCCUGACCUGGAUCUACCACUCUCACGUAGACGCCCCCAAGGACAUUGCAUCAGGACUUAUCGGGCCUGUGCUCACCUGCAAGAAAGGAAUCUUGAAGGAAACUAAUGAAAUCAAUCAGAUAAAGCCAGAGUCUGCCAUAGCGUCCGCCCGCAAUGAUGUGGACCAGGAAGUCUGCUUGAUGUUCAAUGUUGUGGACGAGAACCUGAGUUGGUACCUGGAGGACAACAUUAAGCGGUGCGGGGAUCCAGAUGGCAUUGACCUAGAAGACAUGGACUUUGAAGAGUCAAACCUGAUGCAUGCUAUUAAUGGAUACGUGUUUGGUAACCUACCUGGGAUCGAAUUAUGCCAGCACCGUGCAGUAGCCUGGCAUUUGUUUGGUAUUGGUAACGAGAUGGACAUUCACACUGCCUAUUUUCAUGGGAAUACACUGUUGGACCGUGGCCACCGUACUGAUGUCAUCAGUCUGUUCCCAGCCACAUUUUCCACAGCCGCAAUGGUGCCAAAAGCAACAGGAAAGUGGCUGUUGACCUGCCAGGUUAAUGACCACCUAAUGGCUGGGAUGCAGGCUUUUUAUAAAGUCAAGGCUUGUGGCAAUGAAGCCAGCACCACAGUGACGGGUGGUGUUGUGAGGAAUUACUACCUGGCAGCAGAAAAAGUGCUGUGGAACUAUGCUCCCUCGGAAAAGGAUCUAAUUAAUAACGUAUCACUUACUGAAGUCAACAGUGCAUCUGAGACUUUUUUUGGCAGAGAUGAUGGAAGGAUCGGAGGUAGCUACUUUAAAGUGAUAUACAAGGAGUACACAGACAAUACCUUUUCCAUUAAAAAAUCAUCAGCACCUGAUCUCAAUCACUUAGGAAUCUUAGGUCCAGUCCUGAGGGCAGAAGAAGGAGACACUCUCAGAGUGACUUUCAUGAAUAAGGCUGAUAGAAAUUAUAGCAUCCAUCCUCAUGGCCUGAACUAUGACCAACUCUUUCAGGGAAGCAGUUAUGAGGAUGAGGCUGACCAGCCCGGAUCCCAUGUUGGUCCAGGUGAGCGCUUCACCUACACUUGGCAGGUGCUAGAAGGCCCAUCUUCAUCUGACUCUCCUUGUAUCCCCUACCUAUACUACUCUGCCACUGUUCCCGUUGAGGACACCAACUCUGGAUUAGUGGGACCUCUGCUUGUGUGCAAGAAAGGAACGCUAGGGGAGAACGGAAUCCAGAAGGAUGUGGAUAAGGAGUUCUUCCUUCUGUUUUCUGUCAUGGAUGAAAAUAUGAGCUGGUACUUGGGGGAGAAUAUUAAGCUUUUUGGAAGCAACGAGACAAAACAAAACGACGAAAUCUUCGACGAGAGCAAUAAGAUGCAUGCUGUAAAUGGACGCAUGUAUGGAAACCUCGACGGACUGGAGAUGUGUGCGGGAGACAGAGUUCAGUGGUACACCUUUGGACUAGGUACAGAGGUGGACGUCCAUGGGGUUUAUUUUGAGGGGAACACCUUCAAGAAGCAGAACACAACACGCGACACGAUCAGCGUGUUCCCUCACACCACUGCUACUGUCACCAUGCAGCCGAACACUCCUGGUGUGUAUGAAUUGAGUUGCAGAGUAACAGAUCACUACUCUGCUGGCAUGAGGCAGUUGUACAGAGUGAAUCACUGCCCAGGACACAAAGUGGAGCCUCCACACAAAGAGCCAACCAAGAUUGUGCAGUAUUUCAUCAGUGCUGAAGAAAUGGAGUGGGACUAUUCACCUGAGAGGGACUGGGAGCUGGAGAAACACCACGGCACAUUAAAGGAAAGUCCAGGUAAUGGAUAUCUGGCAAAAGGAGAAACGCAGAUUGGCUCACGCUAUAAGAAGGCGGUGUAUAGAGAAUACACUGAUAAUACAUUCAGAAUUCAGAAGGAACGUCGGCCUGAUGAACAGCACUUGGGAAUUAUGGGUCCAAUAAUCAAAGCUGAGGUAGGAGAGCAAAUAGUGAUCACAUUCAAGAACAAAGCCAGCAGGCCAUACUCUAUAACUGCACAUGGAGUUAGAGCCAGCGGUGCACACGUUCCUGUCAGUCCUGGUCAUAUACUUGAAUUGACGUGGGACAUCCCUAUAAGCUCUGGACCAGGGGUCUCGGAUCCUAACUGCAUUUCUUAUGCCUACUACUCCAAUGUUGAUUUCGUAAAGGACCUGUACAGUGGUCUUUUGGGACCUCUGGUGAUAUGCAGGCCUGGGACUCUGCAGUCAGAGGGGCCUGAUAGGCACAGGAGUGAUGUAGCGAAGGAGUUCGCUCUGCUGUUCAUGAUACAUGAUGAAAAUGAGUCCUGGUACUUGGACGACAACAUCAGGACGUAUCUCGGCGAAGACCCCAGCACCUUCCUGCCGGACGAACAAUUUCAUGAUGGUAACCUGAUGCACGGCAUCAAUGGUAAACUGUUUGGCAACCUCCAUGGACUGGUGAUGACGCAGGGUGAGAAAGUUGACUGGUAUCUACUGGGCAUGGGCAACGAAGUGGACAUCCACACUGUCCACUUUCACGCUGAGACGUUUAUCUACAAGAUGGACCAUGUGCACCGUGCAGAUGUCUUCGACCUCUUCCCCGGGACUUUUCAGACUGUGGAGAUGGUGGCUGGGAACCCAGGAACUUGGUUACUUCACUGUCACUUGACUGCUCACAUCUACUCCGGCAUGGAAACCACUUUCACCAUCAACGUUCCAGAAAAUUCUUCACACGGAACUGAAGGCUCCAUAAAGAUGCUAGUGCUCUCAUUGGCACUUGGCAGGUGGACUGCACUGACGCUGGGCUGUACUGUUUAGCCACAACAGUGGUUAAUACACUAAAAUCACUGUUUGCAUAUAUGUUGAUCAGCAACUGCACAAACAAGAUGGUUUUUAUACUUGUGGAUUGUUACUAUCUUCUAUUUUCUAUAUUGAUAGUUUUGCUGGUCUCGCAAAGCACUGCUGGACCAAAUAUUUGAUUACCGUAAUGAAUGUGUAAUAAAGAUGUGUAUUCAACUGUGCUUUAAUAUUUGCAUCUAUGGUAAGUUUCAUUUUUAGUGUCAUUUGUCUUCAAAGGGCAGUUAGCUGUGCAGCUGCAACACACAGAAGGCACCCAAAACACAUCAAGAGUGCAAGUUCUUAAACAUGUGUCGAUAUCUUAACACCACAAGGUGGCAUUAAUUCAGUGUUAAAACAGCUUGGCCAAAUGUGCACAACUCUUCUUGUAGCUUUUGAGUUAACCCUUCAAAUACUUGGCUCCCUAUUGAGACUAAACGUAAACAGUGUUGUGUUGGUUCCAGUAUGUCUCAAACAGCUAAAUCUUAUUUUGAGAAUGUGUGGUCCUAUAUAUGAUGGGAGGCAGCUAAUCAGUUCACGUAGGUGAAGGUAUUUGAUGUACAUGUGUUGCAACGACUUUGUUAAAUAACUUGAAUCAGUAUGAUUGUUUUUAUAGGCUGCCAGAUUAAAAGCACAUUUGAAGUUCAAACAAAAUUGUUUUCACAUUUAAUGUGAGACAUUGAUCAUCGUAACUGUGCAAAUUACCAUAUCAGUGUUUUGUUGUUUACUGUCACUCAGUGAUUUGUCCAUUGAUUAGUUUCAGCAUUGCUUACUGCAAGGGGACAAUCAGUUUCAAACUUGUGAAAACACAGCUUGAUUGUCAGUUUGCUAAUCAUCACUUUCAAGCAUAAUAAAUGUGUCAUUUCCACAUGUAAAGAAGGGCUUAACAGCUAUUCAAACUCUGGCACUGGUUAUACCACAAUAACUCAACAGCUGUAAAUAUUAAUAAGCAGUUUAUAAAUGGAUUUUGGACCAGAUCUUCUGCAGCCCUUUUCCGGGGGAUAAAUGGUCAAACAUUCAACAGGAGUGGCCUUACUAAGGUAACAAAGUGCUUGUUAAAAAGCAGCAGUACAUGACAUGCUGGAGGAAGAUUGCCACAGUUUGGCAACCCAAAGUUGGUCUAGUUAAUGGCUUCCAA